Messenger RNA from Cynocephalus volans (Philippine flying lemur), 1307 nucleotides. RefSeq names its product rabphilin 3A like (without C2 domains) (gene RPH3AL). Gene Ontology annotation, biological process: intracellular protein transport. Gene Ontology annotation, molecular function: small GTPase binding. NCBI's taxonomy places the organism in Eukaryota, Metazoa, Chordata, Mammalia, Dermoptera, Cynocephalidae. The record is from RefSeq and is a predicted model, not a curated record.
AUGGCCGACACCAUCUUCGGCAGCGGGAACGAUCAGUGGGUUUGCCCCAAUGAUCGGCAGCUUGCCCUGCGAGCCAAGCUGCAGACAGGCUGGUCCGUGCACACCUACCAGACAGAGAAGCAGAGGCGAAGCCAGUGCCUCAGCCCAGCAGAGGUGGAGGCCAUCCUGCAGGUCAUCCAGAGGGCCGAGCGACUCGACAUCAUGGAGCAGCAGAGGAUUGGGCGGCUGAUGGAGCGGCUGGAGACCAUGAGGCGGAACGUGAUGGGAAACGGCUUCUCCCAGUGUCUGCUCUGUGGGGAGGUGCUGGGCUUCCUGGGCAGCUCAUCGGUGUUCUGCAAAGACUGCAGGAAGAAAGUCUGCACCAAAUGUGGGAUCGAGGCCUCCUCUGGCCAGAAGCGGCCCCUGUGGCUGUGUAAGAUCUGCAGUGAGCAAAGAGAGGUCUGGAAGAGGUCGGGGGCCUGGUUCUACAAGGGGCUCCCCAAGUAUAUCUUGCCCCUGAAGACCCCUGGCCGGGCUGAUGACCCCCACUACCGACCUUUGCCCAUGGAGCCUGCAGAACGAGAGCCCAGAAGCACUGAGACCAGCCGCAUCUACACAUGGGCUCGAGGGAGAGUGGUUUCCAGCGACAGUGACAGUGACUCGGAUCUCAGUUCCUCCAGCCUAGAAGACAGACUCCCACCCACUGUGGUCAGGGACCCAAAAGAUGACAAACCAUGUGGCAGCAUGGAGUCCCCCAGGAUGGGGCUCACUCGCCCACCUAGCCACCUCUCAGGGAGCCAGAGCAGCCUGGCCAGCGAGAGUGGACCAGGCUCUGCAGACCCUCAGGGGGGCCCCCACCCCGGCCUGACCCCAAGAGCCCUGGCAAAAGACACACCUGGGCAAGUCCCCGCUGCUGACAUGGCCUCUGAGGGUCCCCGCAGCCCACCCUGGGCUGAGGCUUGUUCGGUGCAUGGAGCAGACUUUCCAGUGGAAGAUUCUGAGAGCAAGAGAAAGCUGGAGCCAGACCCCUCCUGGCUCCUUCCUGACCAGUCUCGGUCACCCUGUUGGCCGUGACCACUGACUCAACCAACCAGUGUUUGGGGAUCUGAGUCUGCUGCCCCCACCCAGUGCCUUCCUGCACCCCUUCUCUCCUGAGAGUCCUCCUCACCCACCACUCGCCCCUCCAACCACUCCACUCGGCCACUGACCUUUAUUUAUUGUCCUCCCCUGCCGCCACCGCCAGUCUACCCUGUGUUUGUUUGCUUGUGUCUUGGAUUGGGCUGGAAGGGCCUUCAGACCCAUCGUGUGGGGGCCUUCCCAUAUGCACU